GCCCUCGAAGUUUGCUCCGGUCCCGCCGCUUCCGGAGGGGCUUCUCCGGGAGCCCGGGGGAAAAACGGGUGGGAGGGAGGCGGCAGGAUGAAGAAACCAGACGGCAAAGUGGUGUUGUUGGGGGACAUGAACGUGGGCAAGACCUCCCUGCUGCACCGCUACAUGGAGAGGCGCUUCCAGGAGACCGUCAGCACUGUCGGGGGCGCCUUCUAUCUCAAGCAGUGGGGGCCGUACAACAUCUCCAUCUGGGACACGGCAGGACGGGAGCAGUUCCAUGGCCUUGGGUCUAUGUACUGCAGAGGAGCAGCUGCUGUGAUUCUCACGUAUGAUGUGAACAGCCUCCAAAGCCUGACAGAGCUGGAAGAAAGAUUCUUGGCGCUGACAGACAGUGCAAGUGCUGACUGCAUUUUUGCUAUUGUUGGAAAUAAAGUUGACCUCACCGAUGACUGUGCUUUAGCACUGGAUGAAAAUAGACCCGAGAAGUCUGUUGCCAGCUGUGGCUCAAAGGUGCGAAAACAAGUCCGUGUAGAGGAUGCAAUUGCACUCUAUAAAAAGAUACUGAAAUACAAAAUGCUAGAUGAGAAGGAUGUUCCAGCAGCUGAGAAAAUGUGCUUUGAGACCAGUGCAAAAACAGGAUACAAGGUGGACUACCUCUUUGAAACUGUGUUUGACAUGGUAGUCCCAAUAAUUGUACGGCAGAAAGCUGAGGGGCCACCGCAAACUGUAGACAUUACUGACUACAAGCCAGCAAAAAGGACAAAAUCUAGUUGUUGUGCCUGAACCAUUGACAUGACAUAAGAAAAGGGGAGGGAAUGUUUGUUCCAGCAGACUGAGACUGAAGAGGACUAAGAAGUACUUGCAGUUCACCAGAAAGAAAAAGUCAAAGAAUAAGUAGAUGAAAUGGUGUAUGUGGAAUAAAAAAUCUGACCAUUAAAUGUUUCUGGAAAGCUCUGUGUGUGAAAAUGGGAAUGAGAGUGAAAUUAUGGAGGAAAACUUGCCAGUUUCUGAUGCCUCUGAAGACAAAUGGUGUGUUAGUACAAUUGAUAAUGACAAUUGUUUGAACAGUUUUGAAGGAGUCGGAUUUUUCAUGACUCGCUAUUUCAUGUUGCGUAUAAAUGAUCUAUUUGUGUAUUCUCAACAGCUUUCGCAGAUUAUCAUCUUUCCUCUUGUGAUUCUAACUUUGGAAGACUGAAGACACGGUACUUUUUUUAUUCUUGAAAAAAACCAGAAUGUUCAGGUAUAAUUUAUAUUUGUAGAUAAUAAAUCAACUACGGUCUUUUUAUGUCAGAUCUGACAGUGUAAGAUUCAGAAGCUGUACUAUUAAAAUCACUGUGGAUAUGUACUGCUCACUCAAUGACUUCAUUAAUUUGAAUUCUUC
Messenger RNA from Cuculus canorus (common cuckoo), 1378 nucleotides. RefSeq names its product RAB20, member RAS oncogene family (gene RAB20). The record is from RefSeq and is a predicted model, not a curated record. Gene Ontology annotation, cellular component: endomembrane system. The transcript has 2 exons. Gene Ontology annotation, molecular function: GTP binding; GTPase activity. Lineage: Eukaryota; Metazoa; Chordata; Aves; Cuculiformes; Cuculidae. The coding region runs from base 88 to 780 and encodes 230 amino acids. Gene Ontology annotation, biological process: intracellular protein transport.